Molecule: messenger RNA, 1458 nt
Organism: Diplodia corticola
Lineage: Eukaryota; Fungi; Ascomycota; Dothideomycetes; Botryosphaeriales; Botryosphaeriaceae
Product: opy2 protein
Exons: 1
Coding region: 1-1458 (485 amino acids)
Source: RefSeq, a predicted model, not a curated record
AUGGCCUCCAACAAAGGUUUGUAUCCCGCUGCCGCCGCCCUCGUCCCGGCCGUGCCCGCUGACAGUCCGACAGCCAUCGAGCACACGCUGCGCACCAUCUUCCGUCGCUGCUACCAAUGUCCCGAAGAGACGCCCUCGUGUCCCACGUGCAGUGACGGCGAAUACUGCUCACAGCUCCUGUCGUCAUGCACCCAGUGCGCUUCCGCCGUAUGCGUCAAGAUGGACGGUUCGCCCGGCACUGAAAAGAAGUCUGGCGGCACCAAUGUUGGCGCCAUCGCAGGCGGCGUCGUCGGCGGCGUCGCCGUGCUCCUCAUCCUCACGUUCUUGGUCUGGAAGUUCUAUUACAAGGGCAAGAGAAGGCAAUACGAUGAAUCCGAUCACUGGUCCCACAUGGACGUCGAGCAGGAGAAGGGUGCCAAUGACUUCACCAUGAGACGAGACGCACGGGCAUCCACGCACACUGUCGCCUCCAUGGCCUCGACCGUCCUUACCCGAGCCUCGAACAUCAUUCAAAUCGCCUACAUUCCCGGUGUCACGAACCGCUCCGGUGCCCCGUCCCCUGGCACACUUGUCCCCCCCGUGCCCCCGAUUCCAAGCGCCCACUCCGGUACCGCCAGUCCUUACUCGGAGCAGCACUUCUUUGUUCCCGGCGAUCUGCGCGACUCGACCUACUCUGGAUUGUCCGCCGGUCGUUCGAGCAUCUCGCCUAGUCUGGCCCGCAGCAGUGUCGCUACCACCAUCUACCGCAACAACGCCGUCAUCUCGCCUCUUCCCGCGCAAACCAUUGUUCGUGGCAAGGCCGCCGUUGUCAGUGUCAAGUCAAACAGCUCAGGCAGCCCGACUGAAACUCCUGGAUCUGAGACGCCUCCUGUUCCCUCCAUCAACUAUGACCAAUUGGAGAAGGAGGGCAGGAGCCCCAAGGGUGGCUUCAAGAUUCAAAUGCCCCACUCCUCGGAUAAAGCCGGUGUCAGCCCUCAAGGAUCGGUAAAGAGCGUCCAGAUUGGCAAGCCGAAGGCCCUCACCAUCACGAAGGCAAAGAAGUCGAAGACGUCAUUGGCAAACGAAGUCAGCAUGGCUGCCGCGGGCGGUCCCUCAGAAGACUCGGGUUCGAGAGGGAAAUCGCCGACCGCUGAUAGGAUACCAAUCAAGAUGCGACCCUUGACGGAGGUCUCGAUCACGGACUCGGCCGCAUCGGGACCGGAAUACAAGAGCCACAUGGAUGACGAUUCUUCAGACGAUGAGGACGACGACAAGGCUGGAGUCCGCGAUAGCAACGUCACGGAGAUCCAGGACACGCCCGGCAUGGCGCAGAGCCCAUUUGCGGACAGCAACAGGGCCGAAAACCUGGAGACUGUGAUUGAGGAGGCAACCAAGCGGGCAAGCAAGGACGUAACAGGCGGUCUUGGCAACGCACGAGCACGAAGCCCGUUCGGGGACGAGAAUGCGUUGAAAGAGUGA